Molecule: messenger RNA, 701 nt
Organism: Medicago truncatula (barrel medic)
Lineage: Eukaryota; Viridiplantae; Streptophyta; Magnoliopsida; Fabales; Fabaceae
Product: protein TRIGALACTOSYLDIACYLGLYCEROL 5, chloroplastic
Exons: 4
Coding region: 122-409 (95 amino acids)
Source: RefSeq, a predicted model, not a curated record
UGGCCUUCCAGUUUCUAUCGUCCACACUCUAGACUGUAAGUCUGUAGGAUCAGCGACAACAAGAGUAUCUAUCUUAACUGGCUUUCCUUUCAUCUGUCUGCAUAGAAAGAAAAGAAAAGAAAUGGUAAUCACAAACUUCAACGGUGCCGGCAUCGGAUUUGGUUUCGGUGUUGGUUGCGGUUUUGGUGUUGGAUGGGGUUUCGGAGGUAUGCCAUUGAACUUCUUGGGUCUUGGUGCAGGUGGAGGCUGUGGUGUUGGAGUGGGGCUUGGUUGGGGUUUUGGUAGUGCUUAUGGUAGCAGGUAUCGGUUGUCAAGGAUCACAUUUCAAGGAGUGGAAUUUGAUAGUAAGGAGAAAAGUGAUAGCAUGGAGUUGUCAAAAUCCAGUCCAGAAGUAAGAAAUUCACGAUAGGAUCUGUGUCAUUGCACCUUCAAGUUAAUGUAGAUUGCUACCUAUUACUGGUCUGCCAUGAACAGGGUUGCAUGGCCCUAUGCCUAUGGACACAAAUAACAUUUCUAAUAACAUGAAGCCACAAAUCUUGUCUAAAACUUUUUAGUUCAUUCGCAUUCACUGCAACUGAUAAUUGUAUUAGUUAGGAGUAGUUUAUGAAAUGAAUGGUACUAGUAUUUUGCUGGCUUCGUAAAAAAAAUUAUACUCCCCCCUAUUUUGAUUAUAAUGAAACAUUAUUGGUAUUUACUGUCUA